Molecule: messenger RNA, 3723 nt
Organism: Harmonia axyridis
Lineage: Eukaryota; Metazoa; Arthropoda; Insecta; Coleoptera; Coccinellidae
Exons: 2
Coding region: 800-1687 (295 amino acids)
Source: RefSeq, a predicted model, not a curated record
AUAAAAAAAAAUUCUUCAAGUCCUCUACGAAAAUGUAGAAAUAGCCAUCUUCGAAAAUUUCGCACAUUUUUUCAUUACCGAUGUAUAAUUCUUUUGAAUGGAAGAUAGAAAUAUUGUUGCAUUUUUCACACCCCUCGGUAAUCUGAAAAUCAAAGGAGCCGCCCUAAAACCGAACAGCAGUCGGCACUGUCGGCGGUUAAGCGCAUCAAAGAGAACGUGGAAAACCUAUCCUAUCGUAAAUUGUAAUUGCUACUAAUAAAACACGGAUUACUGUCAGGGAAAUCAGAGGACUGGCAUAAUAUUUAAAAUAUGAAUGCGGCACGUUUGAUGAGUUGCCCUAGUAGGUAUUAUUUUCAAUGGAUGCAAGUAACUAGUUAAAUUUUUUGCGUGAAUUUCGGAAUCGGCACUGGCAGCUCGUCAGUCCUAUUUUUCCGUCCAUGCAAUACACUCAGAAUCGAGAACUAACCACUAUAGAGUUGUCGCCAGUCAUUUUUAAACAUUACUAGUGCAAUUUUUAGUAUAAAUAAAUUUUGUGGGAACUUAUCUUCAGAUCUACUUGUUCAUUCUUUUUUUCGCAAUAUCAAGAAAACGUGAAAGUGGUUGUGAAUAUAGAAAACGAGCAAAGGAAAGAUCAGAAAAAAAUGAGGAACUGGUGAAGAAGAUUCCCAAGAUUGACACCUUUUUACAAAAAGGUGAUAAAAAACAAAAAGUGGACUCGACAGAGCUGAGUGAAAUUCAACAAGAAUUCGAUCAACCUUCAACAAGUGGUAACAACACAUCAAACAAAGCUGAAAGCAUUAUGGAGAUUCCGGAACAAGUGGAAUCUUGUGAAAAUCCGAAAAAAGCUUUUCCAGAAAUUAGCGGCAGUUCAGAUAACUUCAGUUAUGAUCCAGCUCUGUGGGAUGAAAUAACAGAGGAGUUGAGGCAGAAUUUUAUCAAUCGUGGAAUUAAACAAAAUAUUGAUUUAUUAGAUUUUGAAGCUUCAAGAAGGAAUUACAAUGAUCGCGUUCGAUAUUGUUCGAAAGGAUUGUUUAAAACCCGAUUGAAAAAUGCCGAGACUCACACUCGCGAUUUCUUGAUUUACUCUGCCAGCACAGGACGUCUCUACUUUCUGCCAUGCCGUUUAUUCAAUGGAAAAGGUCCAUUUGCAUCUACCGGAUUUAAUGAUUGGAAAAAUCCUAUUACUAUUGAACAGCACGAGAAUUCACAGAAUCACAAAAAUUGUGUCCUAAUUUUACUCCAAAGGCAAAAAGCAGCUGGCCAGGUAGAUGCACUUCAUGUUAAAGAAUACAAGCGGGAAGUACAGUACUGGAGAGAAGUUUUAAAGAGAGUUGUUGCAGCGAUCAAGGCAUUGGCAUCAAGAGGACUUUCAUUCAGGGGUUCGACGGAAGUAUUUGGUAGUCUACAUAAUGGCAAUUAUAUGAUGCUAUUAGAAUUUCUAGCUGAAUUUGACCCUUUUCUUGCUGAUCACAUUGAAAAGCACGGAAAUCAAGGCAGAGGGAACGUCUCUUACUUGUCAUCAUCGAUUUGUGAAGAAAUUAUCCAAAUUAUGGCUACAGAAGUUCUAAAAUCAAUUGAUCAGGAAGUUACAGAAGCCAAAUACUAUUCAAUAAGCGUAGACUCCACACCAGAUAUAACGCAUACCGAUCAACUGGCUUUUAUUACUCGCUAUAAUAAAGAAGAAUGAAAACCAGUGGAAAGAUUUUAAGGUAAGAUUGAGAAAAGUUGUAUUUUUUUCUUAAUGUUUUCUCAUUUACCAAUACUGAAAUGAUGUUACUUUCAAAAAAUGUUUUUAAGUGUAGCUAUUUUAUCAAUUCCAGUUUAUUAGUAAGAGCGAUUAAUGAUCGAAACGUUUGAAAUAACAAAUUCAUUACAUAUUAUAAUAAUUUUGACAUAAAAUUGAAAAUUUGAAUUGAUUUAUGCAAUGUAAUUGUUCUUGUCCACGACUAUUCUAUAAUAUGCACAUAUGAAUUAUAGCAGUGAAUAACUUAUCAGCAUCGUGAUAGACUGACUGACAGUAAGAUCAACCACCAAGCUAUCAGCGCGGUAAAAAAAAAGGCUACUGAUGGAAUCGAUGUCACGUGAAAAUUUUGAACUUCAUUUUGAGCUUGCAAUUUUCAGUGCGAACGCAGAAAAUGUUGUCAUCGCUUUGGAAACUACUCUAAUUUUUGAAAAUGCAGAUUAAUUCGAAUUUUACCCAGGAAGUCGUGGAUAAAAUCUAGUAUUCUACUCACACAUAAUUACUGAUAUUUACUAGGGUGAAAAAUAGUUAUCUUUAUGAGCUCAUUGAAUAAUUUGGUACUAACUUAGGUAAUUUUACUCACAGGAUUUAUACCAAAUCCGGGACACAAGGCUGAAGACCUUUAUAACGCUGUUAUUAAGAUGAUGGAGGAGCAUAAUUUCAAUUUUGCGAAUUGUAGAGGUCAAUCCUAUGACAAUGCGGCAAAUAUGUCAGGUAUAUAUAAUGGACUGCAAGCAAAAAUAAAAGAAAUCUCUCCUUUGGCAUAUUGGAUCCCAUGCGCGGCUCAUUCGCUGAACCUCGUCGGAGAACACGCUGCUGGAUCGUGUAAGGCAUCUCGGAAUUUUUUCUCACUUCUUCAGGAUAUUUACGUUUUCUUCUCAAUCUCGACUGCUCGCUGGGGGAUACUAAUGAAACAUCUGACUGGCCCUUCAGUGAAACGAUUAUCUACAACUCGCUGGUCGGCGAGAUAUGAAGCUUGCAACAGCAUGAACCAAAAUUGGAAAGAAGUUGUCGCAGCUUUGAGUGAAAUUGAUGAGCGGGACAGGUCUAAGACUGGGAGUGAAGCAAAAGGAUUGAAAAUCAAGCUAACAUCUCUGGAAACCGCAAUAAUGUUCGCUGUAUGGAGUCCAGUUUUGGAAAGAUUUGAUAAAGUGAGCGAAGCAAUACAGAAAGUUGGCAUUGGUAUAGAUGAAGUAGUUUUGUAUUAUGAGUCAUUGGUUGAUUAUAUCUUAGGAUUAAGAGAUCAAUUUGAUCGAUUUGAGGAGAGAGCGAAGAUCAAUUCUGGAUUUGAGAAAUAUCGAAGUGAAGAAAGAAGAGCCACAACAAGAACUGUUCCUGCUGAUGAAACUCGAGUGGGACAUACUGCUUUGAGUGGGAGGGAAAACUUCAGAGUAGGGGUUUAUCUUGUUAUAAUUGACUAUCUAAUAAGAGAAUUGAAUCAACGUAAAAAUUGCUACAAGGGUUUUGCUGCGAAAUUCUCCUUUUUAUUAAAACUGCAAUCGAUUAGUUCUGAAGAAUUAGGAGUAGCGGUUACUAAUCUCAUCUCUAGUUUUCCUCAGGAUUCAGAUGAAAAACUCCACGAUGAAUGUUUGCACUUCAAAUCCUACUUAGCACAGUUAGAACAACCUCCAAAAACUCUACACGAGAUGAGUACCUUCAUUAGAAGUGAUAAAAGCUUAGUGCAAGUGUUUCCCUACAUCGAUAUUACAAUUAGAAUGUUUUUAUGCACUUUUGCAACGAACUGUUCAGCAGAGAGGUCGUUUUCAGCAUUGAAGCGAAUUUUAUCCUAUUUGCGAUUUAGCAUGUCUCAAGAGCGUUUGAAUUCUCUGGCCGUUUUGUGCAUUGAAGCUGAAUUGUUGAAAAAAUUAGACUUCGAAGCUGUGUUGCAACAAUUUGCGGAAAAGAAGGCAAGAAGAAAACCAUUAUUAGUUUGAUUAUGAAAGCUGUAAUUUUUUACUAUGAAAUAUAACUCUGAAACAUUA